UGUGGUUAUUAGUGUAAAAAUGGCUGCAUCUUCUGAGAUAAGACAGCUCUCAAAGGUUAUUGCAUUGGUGACUGGAGGUGCCUCUGGUCUUGGAAAAGCAACUGUUGCAAGACUAGCCCGUCACGGGGCAAGAGUGGUCAUUGCUGACCUGCCAGGUAGCUCUGGGGAGGAGGUAGCUCAAAAUAAUGGAGACAACACUCUCUUUGUUCCAACUGAUGUUACGUCAGAAUCUGAUGUUGCUAAUGCUUUAUCAGUAACAAAGGAGAGGUUUGGUACCAUCAAUACUGCAGUGAACUGUGCAGGUAUUGGUGUUGCAAUAAAGACACUAUCAAAAAGAGGCCCCCACCCUCUCUCUCAGUUCCAAAAGGUCCUCAAUGUUAAUGCCAUAGGGACUUUUAAUGUAAUUCGAUUGGCAGCUGAACAAAUGACGCAAGGAGAGACAUUAAAUGAAUCAGGAGAAAAAGGUGUUAUUAUCAAUACAGCCAGUGUUGCAGCUUAUGAUGGUCAGAUUGGACAGGCUGCAUAUUCUGCUAGUAAAGGAGCUAUUGUUGGAAUGACACUGCCUAUAGCAAGGGAUUUGGCGCAAUAUGGAAUCAGAGUCUGCACAGUAGCACCUGGUUUAUUCAAGACUCCUCUUUUAGAGGCGCUACCGGAGAAGGUCCAACAGCAAUUAGCCACUACUAUACCAUUCCCACAGCGACUGGGUGAUCCUGAUGAAUACGCCCACCUAAUACAGACCAUCAUAGAGAACCCAUUACUAAAUGCUGAGGUCAUUCGACUUGAUGGAGCUCUUAGGAUGCAACCCUAAAGGAAAAAGAACAAUUGUUUAUUGGACGUAGAAAAUAUUUUGGUUAGCAGCUGCUUUUGUAGAGCCAAUCAGAG
Messenger RNA from Amphimedon queenslandica, 882 nucleotides. RefSeq names its product 3-hydroxyacyl-CoA dehydrogenase type-2-like. The transcript has 5 exons. Gene Ontology annotation, biological process: androgen metabolic process; estrogen metabolic process; fatty acid metabolic process. NCBI's taxonomy places the organism in Eukaryota, Metazoa, Porifera, Demospongiae, Haplosclerida, Niphatidae. The record is from RefSeq and is a predicted model, not a curated record. Gene Ontology annotation, molecular function: estradiol 17-beta-dehydrogenase [NAD(P)+] activity. The coding region runs from base 20 to 808 and encodes 262 amino acids. Gene Ontology annotation, cellular component: mitochondrion.